This is a messenger RNA of Perkinsus marinus ATCC 50983, 150 nucleotides long. RefSeq lists its product as hypothetical. Lineage: Eukaryota; Perkinsozoa; Perkinsida; Perkinsidae. The annotation marks the transcript as partial. The transcript has a single exon. The record is from RefSeq and is a predicted model, not a curated record.
AUACCUGACAUAGAGGUCAGGGAGGCUGACAAGUUUCCUGAGUCGGCCGAGGCUGCUGGGAGGGAGGAAACCCAGAGACAAUAUGAAGAGGAAAUGCUGGCUGAUAUCUUCGGCCAGGAAGCACAACCUAUCACCACUCUUGGUGGCUAA